This is a messenger RNA of Coregonus sp. 'balchen', 14508 nucleotides long. The record is from the annotation of a GenBank genome assembly. Lineage: Eukaryota; Metazoa; Chordata; Actinopteri; Salmoniformes; Salmonidae.
AUGGCGGCGGCCUUAGACGAUGAAUUAGAGUUGGAUAACCAAGACUAUUAUUCUCUUCUCAACGUCAGGAAAGAGGUAAGGCUUUAGUGUAUUUACAUAAUGUGCUCGUUUAAACUUUUUAUCCAACUGUAUGGAUAAUGUUAAACACCGAUUCGAUUGGGCAUCCCGUUUGGCGAGACAGCUGAUGACAUUCGCCCGGUAGGUCCAUCACUCCCAUCACAUCGACUCGAGGGAUGCUGCAAGACAGACAUAGCUGUCAGACGUAGCUACCUGUCAAUACUGUUUCUUAAGACGACAACAACAAAGGCAGAAGUCGAAUAAUAUUAUUAGUUAACUGUUUUGUUCGCUGAAUUGAUCAGCUGUGACACUCACUGUUUAGUAGCCCACAUUUCCAAUGCGAUUAACUGCAUUUAGCUAGACAGGAUAAACAGGGCCAACGGGCAUUGGCUCUCAUUUACUGAUUUGUCACUGCUGGUGUGGCAUGGUUCUUCGGAGGUGUAUAUGUCCCCUGGUGCACAGAUAAAUAAUGUUCUUUAUAGGCCUACGUGUCUUAUUAAGCAAGUUUCAAGUUUUAGUGUCACAUGCAGUGAAAUGCCUUUCUUGCAAACUCAAAACCCAACAAUGCAAUAAUCAAUAACAAUGUAUUACUAGAAAAAAACACAAGAAAUAAGAAUAGGAAAUAUGAAAUACACAAUAAAGUAAGUAAGUAAGCAUACUAUAUACAGGAAAUAUUUACAUGUGCAGGGAUACUGGAGUGAUGGAGGUAGAUAUGUAUAGGGGUAAGGGGACUAGGCAACAGGAUAUAAGAUAAACAGAGUAGCAGCAACUUGUAUGUGAGUGGGUGUGCAGGUGUGGAGAGUCAGUAUAAAUGUAUGUGCAUAUUAUGUGUGAGUGAACAAAUGAUAGAGUGAGUGUUUAUGUGUGUUUUGGAAUGACAGUGUGUGUAGGGACCUGUGAGUGUGCAUAGAGACAGUGCAAAGAUUGAAAUGAAAUGUCAAUAAAGAUACAAGGUCAACUCAGAUAGUCCGUGUAGCUCUUUUGUUAGCUAUUUAUCAGUCCUACUGCUUGGCAAUAAAAGCUGUUCAAGAGCCUGCUGGUGCCAGACUUGAUGCACCGGUACCUCUUGCCGUGCGGCAGCAGAGAAAAUAGUCUAUGGCUUGGGUGGUUGGAGUAUGCAUGCAUUAGGCUAUGUCUGCAGAAAUCUAUAUUGUAAUCUUUCUCUCUCUGCCCCCCCCCCCUCCCCCUUCUCCCCAGGCCACUCAGGAUGAGCUGAAGGCCUCCUAUAGGAGGUUAUGUAUGCUCUACCACCCAGACAGGCACAGAGACCCAGAGCUGAAGAGCCAGGCAGAACAGCUAUUUAACCAGGUGCACCAGGCCUAUGAGGGUAAGGAAUGCAUUCCCUGUCACUGAUUCUUCUUGACAAGCUGCUUGUCAUUUAAUUGGACUGUUAAAGUAUAAACCUCUAUCUCUCUCUUUCACUCCCUUGUCUCUGUCCAGUGCUGAGUGAUCCUCAGUCCAGGGCCAUCUAUGACAUCUUUGGGAAGAAAGGCCUGGAGGUGGAGGGAUGGGAGGUAUGUUCAGCAUAUGUGUGUGUCAGGGUUUUUGUUAGUAAUAUUUGGUAUUUUGGUAUUUUAUUAGGAUCCCCAAAAGCAGCAGCUACUCCUCCUGGGGUCCACACAAAACAUGAAACAUGACAUAAUACAGAACAUUAAUAGACAAGAACAGCUCAAGGACAGAACUACAUCCAAUUUUUUUAAAGGCACACGUAGCCUAGAUAUCAAUACAUACACACAAACAAUCUAGGUCAAAUAGGAGAGAGGUGUUGUGCCAUGAGGUGUUGCUUUAUCUGUUUUUUGGAACCAGGUUUGCUGUUCAUUUGAGCAAUAUGAGAUAAAACUGAGUUCCAUGCAAUAAUGGCUCUAUAUAAUACUGUACGCUUUCUUGAAUUUGUUUUGGAUUUGGGGACUGUGAAAAGACUCCUGGUGGCAUGUUUGGUGGGGUAAGUGUGUGUGUCAGAGGUGUGUGUUAGUCACAAUUUGGGAUUUUCAACACAUUAAUGUUUCUUAUAAAAAGAAGCCGGCUUUUGUCCACCCCCCCCCCCCAAUUUUUUUUUUUUUAUGUAAAUACCAGUCGAUGUAAAUACAUUUGACCGGUCAUGCUUAUCGGUCUAUAGGUUAAUUUACAUAAUUUAGUGGAAAUGAAUUGCGCGUGUGUAUUUUCAAUAGAGGUUAUGAUUCUUAUUUAUCACACGCACACAGUGUACAGAUACAGAGCCUAGUUUGAGCUGAACAUCUGUCAGACAGAGCAAGAGCUGCUGCUACAGGUCCUGUUGCUGCUGGAGUGAAAUGUGCUCUUAUAAGCCCAAUCAUUUUUCAACAAUUCUAAAUGCAAUCGCGUGUUAAACAGUUUUGAUGGACACGAUUAAAAAUAGCUUCAAUUUUUAUUUCUCAACUGGUAAUUCAAGUGCGCUUCCCAUUCACCUUUCAAGUGUUUAGGCAACGGCAGGCAGGCUUCAGCGUGUCACACACCACUUUGCAAUGUGAGCUGGAGGCAGUAUGUAUUUUGAAAACAUAUACUUAAUUGUAUGCCACAUUUUAUAAAGACUUCCAUAUGCCAUUUGAAACGAGUAGCCUAUUUCUCUCAUGUUUUAUUGGUUUUCAAACAAUUAGUGUUACAUUUUUCUUUCACAAUCCUAGUCAUAUUAGCAACCCAUGCUAGUUGUUGCAUCUUUAGAUCUCCAAUCUUUCUAAAUUUGGAUAUUUUCAUCUCUGUAACAUGAAACUGCUCGCAUGUGCAGUGCGCUAUUGACAACAGUGUUUUCCCGUUAAUUGCAUUAUGGAACGAACAUUCGCGAGAAGCCUACUGCCGUCUACGCACUGCUGCAAAACUAUAAUGUGAACAAAUAAUGGUUGAUCAACAUUUUAAACUAAACGUUCUAAUGCUUUUUAAAGUUAUUUUGAUGGACUGGUUGUAUGAAUUUGGGAUUUGUCGUCCCACAACUGUCCCAGAGUCUGUUUGGAAUAGGCUAUUUAAUUCUCGCACAGAACGACAAGCUGACCAAUAGAAUAGGUAACAUUUUCUACUAAGGGGGAUAGUAGAUUGACAUAGGCAAGUGAUUUUGCUGUUCCUUUCUUAUCUUGUUGGCUGAGGAAAAGUAAAUGUGGACAGUUGUUCUAACAUAUUCAAAGUGCGCAUCGGAAUUUGGUAAGAAGGACACACACCAUUGCAUCCUCGGAGUUGCAUGUUCUGUUUAGAUGAAUUGCCAUAAUCUAAAUGUGAUUUCUGUCAUUCUGAGCACCAUGGGUGGACACCAUAAUCGGGUUACGCACCCAAUGCAUAUGGGUCAAAAUGUCUGCCGGUCAAAUGUCCGGCGCCACAUUUUCCUAAUGGAAACCCUGUUGUGUGUGUGUGUGUGUGUGUGUGUGUGUGUGUGUGUGUGUGUACUUAAGUAGUAAUGACACAAUAGUAACUGAGAUGAUAACUGAGGAGCGUUUGUGUGCGUGUGUGCGUGUGUUCAUGUGUGUGGAGAUUGUGGAGAGGAAGAGGACCCCAUUAGAGAUCCGUGAGGAGUAUGAGCGGCUGCAGAGAGAGAGGGAGGAGAGGAGGCUACAGCAGAGGACCAACCCCAAGGUACACAUACAAAUACUUCUUCCCUGAGCCUCUUACAGAAAUAUCCACGGCAGGGUAAUAUCUACAGACUUUCUCUGUGUGAAGUGUACUAUCAGAACGAUGUGUUUGUGUUCUCAUGUCUCUCUGUGUGUUCAGGGUACCAUCAGUGUGGGAGUAGAUGCCACAGACCUGUUUGAUCGUUAUGAGGAGGACUUUGAGGAAAUGCCUGGAGGAGGAUUCCCUCACAUCGAGAUCAACAGGAUGCACAUCUCCCAGUCUAUAGAGGUAUACACACACACACGCACGCCCGUACGCGUGGUCCGAUUCCUUGUUGGUCACACACAUACACAGACACACACACACUAGCUAAAAAAUGUCCGUUGUGAUACAUUAACGUGUGUUAUGCUUAUGUGUUUCCCUUGUGUUUACCUGUGUAUGUGGGCGUGUGUGUAGGCUCCGUUGACUAACUCUGACACUGCAAUGCUGUCUGGCUCUCUCUCCACACACAACGGCAACGGAGGAGGCAACAUCAACAUGACUGUCCGCCGUGUCACAUCUGCCAAGGGCUGGGGAGAGGUAUACACACACACACACAUUUUAUCUCCCUUGUUUCUGAGAGAACACAGGAAGGAUAUUGACUGACAUGUGUCUGUGUUUCACUCUGUCUGCUUGUGAUUUUCUCUCUUGUGUGUGUAGUUGGAGUUUGGUGCAGGGGACAUACUGGGACCUCUAUUUGGGAUGAAGGUGUUCCGUAACCUGACUCCACGAUGGUGAGUGGCCAAUCGAGGGGAGAGGAUAUGGCCCUCUUUACACUACAACAAUUAUAAUGCUAGUCAUUUCCCUCUCUCUUUUUGUUAGUUUCCUGACGGCUCAGUGUGGUAUGCAGUUCUCUCCCCGUGGCGUGCGUCCCAGCUGUUCUUUAAUGACAGCACGUCACCUAGACCAGAACACUAUAGGUUACCUGCAAUGGCGAUGGGGACCGCACAGCGCUAUGACCACUAGUGUGGUUCGAGACACCAAGACCAGCCACUUCACCCUGGCCCUGCAGGUACACUGCACACACAUACACACAGAGACACACACAGGCAGAUACACACACACACACAUACAGUGAGGGAAAAAAGUAUUUGAUCCCCUGCUGAUUUUGUACGUUUGCCCACUGACAAAGAAAUGAUCAGUCUAUAAUUUUAAUGGUAGGUUUAUUUGAACAGUGAGAGACAGAAUAACAACAACAAAAUUCAGAAAAACGCAUGUAAAUUUUUUUUGAAAUUGAUUAGCAUUUUAAUGAGGGAAAUAAGUAUUUGACCCCCUCUCAAUCAGAAAGAUUUCUGGCUCCCGGGUGUCUUUUAUACAGGUAACGAGCUGAGAUUAGGAGCACACUCUUAAAGGGAGUGCUCCUAAUCUCAGCUUGUUACCUGUAUAAAAGACACCUGUCCACAGAAGCAAUCAAUCAAUCAGAUUCCAAACUCUCCACCAUGGCCAAGACCAAAGAGCUCUCCAAGGAUGUCAGGGACAAGAUUGUAGACCUACACAAGGCUGGAAUGGGCUACAAGACCAUCGCCAAGCAGCUUGGUGUGAUUAUUCGCAAAUGGAAGAAACACAAAAGAACUGUCAAUCUCCCUCGGCCUGGGGCUCCAUGCAAGAUCUCACCUCGUGGAGUUGCAAUGAUCAUGAGAACGGUGAGGAAUCAGCCCAGAACUACACGGGAGGAUCUUGUCAAUGAUCUCAAGGCAGCUGGGACCAUAGUCGCCAAGAAAACAAUUGGUAACACACUACGCCGUGAAGGACUGAAAUCCUGCAGCGCCCGCAAGGUCCCCCUGCUCAAGAAAGCACAUAUACAGGGCCGUCUGAAGUUUGCCAAUGAACAUCUGAAUGAUUCAGAGGAGAACUGGGUGAAAGUGGUGGUCAGAUGAGACCAAAAUGGAGCUCUUUGGCAUCAACUCAACUCACCGUGUUUGGAGGAGGAGGAAUGCUGCCUAUGACCCCAAGAACACCAUCCCCACCGUCAAACAUGGAGGUGGAAACAUUAUGCCUUGGGGGUGUUUUUCUGCUAAGGGGACAGGACAACUUCACCGCAUCAAAGGGACGAUGGACGGGGCCAUGUACCAUCAAAUCUUGGGUGAGAACCUCCUUCCCUCAGCCAGGGCAUUGAAAAUGGGUCGUGGAUGGGUAUUCCAGCAUGACAAUGACCCAAAACACACGGCCAAGGCAACAAAGAAGUGGCUCAAGAAGAAGCACAUUAAGGUCCUGGAGUGGCCUAGCCAGUCUCCAGACCUUAAUCCCAUAGAAAAUCUGUGGAGGGAGCUGAAGAUUCGAGUUGCCAAACGUCAGCCUCGAAACAGAGGAGUGGAACAAAAUCCCUCCUGAGAUGUGUGCAAACCUGGUGGCCAACUACAAGAAACGUCUGACCUCUGUGAUUGCCAACAUGGGUUUUUCCACCAAGUACUAAGUCAUGUUUUGCAGAGGGGUCAAAUACUUAUUUCCCUCAUUAAAAUGCAAAUCAAUUUAUAACGUUUUUGACAUGAGUUUUUCUGGAUUUAUUUGUUGUUAUUCUGUCUCUCACUGUUCAAAUAAACCUACCAUUAAAAUUAUAGACUGAUUAUGUCUUUGUUAGUGGGCAAACGUACAAAAUCAGCAGGAGAUCAAAUACUUUUUUCCCUCACUGUACAUACAGUGCAUUCGGAAAGUAUGCAGAUCCCUUCACUUUUUCCACAUUUUGUUACGUUACAGCCUUAUUUUAAAAUUGAUUAAAUACACAAUACAAUAAUGACAAAGCGAAAACAGGUUUUUAUAAUUUUUUGCAAAUGUAUAAAAAAAUAAAAUAAAACAAACUUAUUUACAUAAGUAUUCAGACCCUUUGCUAUGGGACUCGAAAUUGAGCUCAGGUGCAUCCUGUUUCCAUUGAUCAUCCUUGAGAUGUUUCUACAACUUGAUUGGAGUCCACCUGUGGUAAAUUCAAUUGAUUGGACAUGAUUUGGAAAGGCACACACCUGUCUAUAUAAGGUCCCACAGUUGACAGUGCAUGUCAGAGUAAAAACCAAGCCAUGAGCUCGAAGGAAUUGUCCGUGGAGCUCCGAGACAGGAUUUCGUCGAGGCACAGAUCUGGGGAAGGGUACAAAAAAAUUCUGCAGCAUUGAAGGUCCCAAGAACACAGUGGCCUCCACCACCAAGACUCUUCCUAGAGCUGGCCACCAAACUGAGCAAUCGGGGGAGAAGGGCCUUGGUUAGGGAGGUGACCAAGAACCCGAUGGUCACUCUGACAGAGCUCCAGAGUUCCUCUGUGGAGAUGGGAGAACCUUCCAGAAGGACAACCAUCUCUGCAGCACUCCACCAAUCAGGCCUUUAUGGUAGAGUGGCCAGACGGAAGCCACUCCUCAGUAAAAGGCACAUUACAGCCCGCUUGGAGUUUGCCAAAAGGCACCUAAAGGACUCUCAGACCAUUAGAAACAAGAUUCUCUGGUCUGAUGAAACCAAGAUUGAACUCUUUGGCCUGAAUGCCAAGCGUCACGUCUGGAGGAAACCAGGCACCUCUCAUCACCUGGCCAAUGCCAUCCCUACGGUGAAGCAUGGUGGUGGCAGCAUCAUGCUGUGUGGAUGUUUUUCAGCGUCAGGGACUUGGACACUAGUCAGGAUCGAGGGAAAGAUGAACGGAGCAAAGUACAGAGAGAUCCUUGAUGAAAACCUGCUCCAGGGCGCUAAGGACCUCAGACUGGGGCGAAGGUUCGCCUUCCAACAGGACAGCGACCCUAAGCAUACAGCCAAGACCACGCAGGAGUGGCUUCGGGACAAGUCUCUGAAUGUCCUUGAGUGGCCCAGCCAGAGCCCAGACUUGAGCCCGAUCAAACAUCUCUGGAGAAGGCCUCCCAAGUGGCGCAGUUGUCUAAGGCACUGCAUCGCUAUAGCUGUGCAGCAACGCUCCCCAUCCAACCUGACAGAGCUUGAGAGGAUCUGCAGAGAAGAAUGGGAGAAACUCCCCAAAUACAGGUGUGCCAAGCUUCAUACCCAAGAAGACUCAAGGCUGUAAUCGCUGCCAAAGGUGUUUCAACAAAGUACUGAAUAAAGGGUCUGAAUACUUAUGUAAAUGUAAUAUUUCCUUUGUUUUUAUAAAUACAUUUGCAAACAUUUCUAAAAACCUGUUUUUGCUUUGUCAUUAUGAGGUGUUGUGUGUACAUUGAUGAGAUGAAUUUUUUUUUAGGCUGUAACGUAACAGAAUCUGGAAAAAGUGAAGGUGUCUGAAUACUUUCCAAAUGCACUGUACAUACAUACAUACAUACAUACAUACAUACAUACAUACAUACAUACACACACACGACACAAGCAGACACACACACGCAGACACACACACACACACACACACACACACACCUGUGCAACUGUGAUUAUGUUGAGGUGGGUGUUAGAGCUAGUAGGAUGACCAACCAUGUUCUUCUGUGCCCUCACUCCUCACCUUGUUUCCUCUCCCCCUCUAGCUGGGUGUCCCUCACUCCUCACCUUGUUUCCUCUCCCCCUCUAGCUGGGUGUCCCUCACUCCUCACCUUGUUUUCCUCUCCCCCUCUAGCUGGGUGUCCCUCACUCCUCACCUUGUUUCCUCUCCCCCUCUAGCUGGGUGUCCCUCACUCCUCACCUUGUUUCCUCUCCCCCUCUAGCUGGGUGUCCCUCACUCCUCACCUUGUUUCCUCUCCCCCUCUAGCUGGGGUGUCCCUCACUCCUCACCUUGUUUCCUCUCCCCCUCUAGCUGGGUGUCCCUCACUCUCACCUUGUUUCCUCUCCCCUCUAGCUGGGUGUCCCUCACUCCUCACCUUGUUUCCUCUCCCCCUCUAGCUGGGUGUCCCUCACUCCUCACCUUGUUUCCUCUCCCCCUCUAGCUGGGUGUCCCUCACUCCUCACCUUGUUUCCUCUCCCCCUCUAGCUGGGUGUCCCUCCACUCCUCACCUUGUUUCCUCUCCCCCUCUAGCUGGGUGUCCCUCACUCCUCACCUUGUUUCCUCUCCCCCUCUAGCUGGGUGUCCCUCACUCCUCACCUUGUUCCCUCUCCCCCCUCUAGCUGGGUGUCCCUCACUCCUCACCUUGUUUCCUCUCCCCCUCUAGCUGGGUGUCCCUCACUCCUCACCUUGUUUCCUCUCCCCCUCUAGCUGGGUUGUGCCUCACUCCUCACCUUGUUUCCUCUCCCCCUCUAGCUGGUGUCCCUCACUCCUCACCUUGUUUCCUCUCCCCCUCUAGCUGGGUGUCCCUCACUCCUCACCUUGUUUCCUCUCCCCCUCUAGCUGGGUGUCCUCACUCCUCACCUUGUUUCCUCCCUCCCCCUCUAGCUGGGUUGUCCCUCACUCCUCACCUGUUUCCUCUCCUCCCCCCUCUAGCGGGUGUCCCUCACUCCUCACCUUGUUCCUCUCCCCCUCUAGCUGGGUGUCCCUCACUCCUCACCUUGUUUCCUCUCCCCCUCUAGCUGGGUGUCCCUCACUCCUCACCUUGUUUCCUCUCCCCCUCUAGCUGGGUGUCCCUCACUCCUCACCUUGUUUCUCCUCUCCCCCUCUAGCUGGGUGUCCCUCACUCCUCACCUUGUUUCCUCUCCCCCUCUAGCUGGGUGUCCCUCACUCCUCACCUUGCUUCCUCUCCCCCUCUAGCUGGGUGUCCCUCACUCCUCACCUUGUUUCCUCUCCCCCUCUAGCUGGGUGUCCCUCACUCCUCACCUUGUUUCCUCUCCCCCUCUAGCUGGGUUCCCUCAUGUCCCUCACUCCUCAACCUUGUUUCCUCUCCCCCUCUAGCCUGGGUGUCCCUCACUCCUCACUUGUUUCCUCUCCCCCUCUAGCCGGGUGUCCCUCACUCCUCACCUUGUUUCCUCUCCCCCCUCUAGCCGGGUGUCCCUCACUCCUCACCUUGUUUCCUCUCCCCCUCUAGCCGGGUGUCCCUCACUCCUCACCUGUUUCCUUCUCCCCCUCUAGCUGGGUGUCCCUCACUCCUCACCUUGUUUCCUCUCCCCCUCUAGCUGGGUGUCCCUCACUCCUCAACCUUGUUUCCUCUCCCCCUCUAGCUGGGUGUCCCUCACUCCUCACCUUGUUUCCUCUCCCCACUCUAGCUGGGUGUCCCUCACUCCUCACCUUGUUUCCUCUCCCCCCUCUAGCUGGGUGUCCCUCACUCCUCACCUUGUUUCCUCUCCCCCUCUAGCUGGGUGUCCCUCACUCCUCACCUUGCUUCCUCUCCCCCUCUAGCUGGGUGUCCCUCACUCCUCACCUUGUUUCCUCUCCCCCUCUAGCUGGGUGUCCCUCACUCCUCACCUUGUUUCCUCUCCCCCUCUAGCUGGGUGUCCCUCACUCCUCACCUUGUUUCCUCUCCCCCUCUAGCCGGGUGUCCCUCACUCCUCACCUUGUUUCCUCUCCCCCUCUAGCCGGGUGUCCCUCACUCCUCACCUUGUUACCUCUCCCCCUCUAGCCGGGUGUCCCUCACUCCUCACCUUGUUUCCUCUCCCCCUCUAGCCGGGUGUCCCUCACUCCUCACCUUGCUUCCUCUCCCCCUCUAGCUGGGUGUCCCUCACUCCUCACCUUGUUUCCUCUCCCCCUCUAGCUGGGUGUCCCUCACUCCUCACCUUGUUUCCUCUCCCCCUCUAGCUGGGUGUCCCUCACUCCUCACCUUGUUUCCUCUCCCCCUCUAGCUGGGUGUCCCUCACUCCUCACCUUGUUUCCUCUCCCCCUCUAGCUGGGUGUCCCUCAUUCCUCACCUUGUUUCCUCUCCCCCUCUAGCUGGGUGUCCCUCACUCCUCACCUUGUUUCCUCUCUCCCUCUAGCUGGGUGUCCCUCACUCCUCACCUUGUUUCCUCUCCCCCUCUAGCUGGGUGUCCCUCACUCCUCACCUUGUUUCCUCUCCCCCUCUAGCUGGGUGUCCCUCACUCCUCACCUUGUUUCCUCUCCCCCUCUAGCUGGGUGUCCCUCAUUCCUAUCUGAUGAUGAGUUACCAGUACAAGUUCCAGGAUGAGGACCAGACCAAGGUCAAGGGAUCGAUCAAGUACGUACACACACCCUAUUAUACUACUCAGUUUAUACACUGCUCCCAAUCCCCCUUUCGAGAAGGAACCCGCAAGUAAGAAUUUCACUGGAUUAUGUAUACCAUGCAUAUCCCGUACUAAUACAACUUGAAACUUGAAACUACAUGUGAAUACCUAAGGUGGGAGUCUGGCCCUUAUUGGUGUUGUGGUGUGUGUUUUUUUCUGUGUGUCAGGACUGGUUGGUUUGGUACAGUGUUGGAGUAUGGAGCAGAGAGGAAGAUCAGUCGGCACAGUGUCCUGGCUGCUACUGUCAGUGUCGGAGUGCCACAAGGAGUCACCCUCAAAAUCAGGUACUACAACACAAGUACAGUCUAUGUGUAAUACAGUGUGUAUGUGCAACGUGUAAUACAGUUUAGUACAGUGUAUAAUACAGUGUGUGUGUGUGUGCAUGAGUGGCAUGUCUGUCUGUGUCUUGGCUACCAUAUUUAGCUUUGGAAGUUCAGGUUUGCCCCAAAAUCAGGUGAUAGUAUUAUUACUUUUCAUAGUACAGUAUGUACUGUAACUUGUUUCCUUUUCUCCCUAGGUUGGCUCGUGCCAAUCAGACCUAUCUGUUCCCAGUCCACCUGACAGACCAGCUGCUGCCCAGUGCAGUGUUCUACGCCACCGUGGGGCCUCUACUAGUCUACAUGGCCAUACACAGACUGGUCGUUAUACCAUACACACGCUCCCAGAAACAACAGUGAGCUUCUCUCCUUCCCUCACUCACUCACUCACACACACACACCCUCUGCAGAUUUACUUGGCAGACUAGUUAUUAGACCCAGGAAUAACUCACAUCUUGUUCUGUCUGUCUGUUCCUGUCUUUCUCUGUCUGUCCCUGUCUGUCCCUCUCUUUCUAUGUUUGUCUCUGUCUCUGUCCCUGUCUGUCCCUGUUUGUCCCUAUCUGUCUGUCUGUCUCUGUCUGUUCCUGUCUGUCCCUGUCUGUUUCUGUCUUUUCAUGUCUUUCACUGUCUGUCUGUCCCUGUCUGUCUCUGUCUGUCCCACAGAGAUCUGGAGCUACAGAGGAAGAGCUCAGAAGUAGACAUGGUCAAGAAGAAACAAGAGGCAGAGUCAGCUGUGAGGAACACCCCUACAUACUACACAUACAGACACACAGCAUGUUUACUGUAUGCUCAUUGAUUAUCAUUGAGAUCAUUGUAUGUUCAACCCCUUCCCCCCUGUCUUUCUCCCUGACUCAGGUUCUGCUGAUGCAGGAGUCUGUGAGGAGAAUCAUCGAGGGAGAGGAAUCUAAGAUGGGUGAGUAAGCACACUCACACGUAUGCACGCCCACACACGCUCUUGACCAAUGUCUUGACUCUUAGGAAACACUGUUUUUCAGUGAGUUGCCUUUUCAAUCAUUCUGACUCAGCUGUGUGUGUGUGUGUGUCCAUCUUCCUGUUCCAGGUCUGAUCAUCCUGAAUGCGUGGUAUGGAAAGUUUGUGACAGACAACUGCGCGCGCCAAGAGAGAGCUCAGGUUAUAGAUGUUACUGUCCCUCUGCAGUGCCUGGUCAAGGACUCCAAACUCAUACUCACUGAGGCAUCAAAGGUAAGGAUGUGUGUGUGUGUGUGUGGGGGGUGGAAUUUUUCUAUGACCUGUGUCUGUGUGUGUAACCAGCCCCCCCCCCCCCCCUUCCUCUGUCUGUCUGUGUGUGUGUAGGCGGGGUUGCCAGGUUUCUAUGACCCAUGUUUAGGAGAGGAUAAGAGUCUGAAGCUGCUGUAUCAGUUCAGGGGGGUGAUGCACCAAGUCCUCUCAGCAGACACUGAGGCUCUACGGAUACCCAAGCAGUGUAAGUAUACAACCACAACACAACCACUAUAUAACCACAGUAUAACCAUAAUGCUACUGUAACCACAACCAUAUCAUAACCUGUUUACAACAAAAAACUUUCAACUCCAUUACAUUACACUAAGCUAAAUAUUCCCUGUAUUUCUCAGCUCACAGAAUCGAUGCUGAGGCGUAGGAACCCUCUGUUACGGGAGCAACGAGGGGCAAGUGGAGACAUAGACAGACAGACAGACAGACAUUGACAGACAUUGACAGAAGGACUGACAAGCGGAGGUCGAGAGACAAACAAAGUUAAUAGAAAUUCUCUUUCUCUUUCCCCAUCACAUUUAUGAAUUCAGACAUGAGUUCCUCCUCUCAUCUUCUCCAUCCCAGUGGUGGAGGAUGUGGGCAGUCCUCUCCUCUCUCGAAACCCACUAGAUACCUCUCUUUUAGCCAUUGUUGUUUCCACUCUGUGUGUGUGUGUGUGGUUGCGUGUGUGCGUGUGUGUGGAAAAUGUACUGAUAUCUCCCUUUCUCCCCUCAUCUCCCCAGAAAGGUGCAAUAUGACUCCUGGUGUACAUAUCAGUGAAGUCUGCUACAGUUAAUAUUGUACAACUAAUAUUAUACCACUGUACUAUACUAGUUGUACUAAUGUUUUACACCACUAACUCAUGCUAACGUUAAGGUUACAACAGAACUAUGCAUGAAAACGUGUUCAUCAGUACCACUAUACUGUGCCAGUCAUUCUAAUAACACAUAAGGGCACACCCAUAAGGGUUUCAAAUAAUUAUGAGAAUAUUAACACUAGUCUAUUUUUAAGGCACCCCAAUAGCCAAUGUGUGAUUGGAUCCCUGGUAGGCUUGGUUGAGUUGGUAUGAUUGAGAUGGAUGCUGGGGAAGCACUGCCUGAGCAACAGUGACGAGUAGAGAGAAAGUCCAAUGAUGUCAUUCAUAUAUACAUCAUGGUGUAUAUAUAUUAUUUAUAUAAUGUUUAUGAGAAAGCCUCUGUGAGAGUAAGUUUGCUACUAAAGCAUCUAUGCACGUACAUCUAUCUAUCAGUCACUGUCAAUGGAAACAACAGGCAAGUGGGAUGUGGUGGGACUAUUGUACUUUUAUGUAUACAUUUAUUUGUUUAGACCUGGUCAUAUCAGAUCAUCAAAAUGAUGAUGGUGAUGAAGAGUAUUAUAAUGUAUUAGUCAAUCCAUCCUUUAUGUGCCAUACCUUCAGUUUCCAUGGUAAUAUUGUUUGUCCCUGUUGUCUUGUUUAUAUGUUUUUAUAGCCGUGUGUAAUAUCCUGUAAUACUAUAGACCAAACAGAUACACACUGUUCUACUUGACACAUUGACUAAUUAUUGACUGACAGUGUUGGUCCUUUCUGUCUCUGUCUGUGAAGGCAAUAUACUGUAUAGGCUAUUGAUGAGUGACAUAGUUGAACUCAAAUCAGUAAAUGUACUGUAUGUAUUUUUGUCAAUGUAUAGGCAAAGGUUAAAAUUGUUUUUUUCAGUGGUGGAAACUGAAGAAUGAUAUACUUUUCAACACAGUUCUGGUCCAUUCCCACUGUAUGCUGUCCCCUAUCCUACGGUGCUGAAACCCCCAAUGGAACCGCAUUUACAGGUCUGUGUAGUCAGAACACGGGAUCUAUUCUAUGUCAUGUAUUUGAGCAGAAAGUCACUCAUCCUCUCCGGUGUUUUGCCCUAGAGCUGAGUCAGUUUGGUGGAUCAGGUUAUCGGGUUGUUAGCAACUGUACUUGUCGGUCUCUUCUUACCAGUUAAGAUUUUGUAGACCGUAUUUGUGAAUGAGGUUGACUGACUCAAACACCCAACACACUUUACAGAAUGAGGCAAGAACAAGCAAACAUUCACCCCAUUUGAGACACAACACUUUUCUUCCUCCAUUAAGGAUGUUUGCUCAUAAUGUCCCCUUCGCAUGCUGUUAGCCUCCAUGUUAAAGUCAGCCCUGCCACUAGUCACCCACUCAUCACUGUUCUUUCAGCCACCACCCUAAGGUCCACUGUUACAUUCCUGCCCUUGCCAUGACCCAAACUGUCUAAAAUUGAUGUGUUUGGAGCUAGUGGACUAUGUAGUCAUGUAAAGAUAUAACAAAUAAAAAGAUGAGCCACGGA